Molecule: messenger RNA, 2517 nt
Organism: Cladophialophora immunda
Lineage: Eukaryota; Fungi; Ascomycota; Eurotiomycetes; Chaetothyriales; Herpotrichiellaceae
Exons: 3
Coding region: 1-2517 (838 amino acids)
Biological process (GO): DNA-templated transcription
Molecular function (GO): DNA binding; zinc ion binding
Source: RefSeq, a predicted model, not a curated record
AUGUCCGCAAUUUUUGCGUUGCUAGUCCUGGACGAAGCAAUCUCUACACUUCACCAGACGUCUCCCACAGACAUCGCGAAAGAAGCCAAAACACCUCUGACCUCAUGGAGAGUGCUCAUCGAGAGGUCUCCGCGUUCCCAUCACGCUCGCCGCAGCAUGGAAACGGCCGCUCCCCCAGCCGAACUCUCCGGCCAUUUCGCAGGCGUCGAGAAAAUAGAGCUUGCAAUGCCUUGCGAUAUUUCCUUGACAGGUCACUGCUCUUCCUGUGUCGCUGCCGGCAUUGUAUGCGAGGUGACGGAGCCGUCAGCUAAACAGCAGAACACGAUUCUGUUGAAACGGAUUCGUGAGCUUGAACAGACAGUGGAGAAGUUUACCAAACAAGUCGAGCAAAUUGGUUCGGGGCCAACGCCGGAGCCACUUAAACCAGAUGGCCAUAAUGGGUAUUCCUUGUCGCAUCUUACAUCACGGCGUUCGUCUCCCAGUCCGAAACAGGCAGACCGUCGAUUAUCUACCGAGAUUCAGAGUAGCCCGACACUGGAGACGGCAGAGAGGUCCAGUUUGAAGCAGCGGCGCCGAUGUACAAAUGGCAGUCCAAGCUUACAGACACAUGUUACCGGAGAUGGAACCAAAACUUACCAUUUCUACGGAUCCACGUCCGAGCUCGUCUUCCUUGACUCGGUCAGAGAGUAUGUGCAGCAACUUGGCUACGAAGUUCCAGCAUCUGGGAACUCAUGGCGGACUAAUCUUGAUAUAACCCCAACAAGAGUGACUGAUAACCAGCUCAAGUCUAAUGUGGCGGCUGAGCUGCGAUCGCAACUGCCUUCCCAGCGACUUGGAGCGAAGUUGAUCGAGGUGUAUGCUCAACAUGUCCAAGCACAUACCCCAAUCCUCUACUGGCCUUCAAUCCUCAUCAAGUUCCAACGGAUCUACACUAGAUCUCCUCUGCACUAUGAAGAAGCACACAUAACAGCCGACUUCUGCGUCAUGAUGAUGGUCUUCGCGGUUGGAUCUCAAUUGUCCGACUUGGCGGAGGUUGGCCACGGGAGCGGCCAACAGAUGAGGAACGGAUGGGGCUUCUUUGAGGCAGCCAGAAGGUGCCACCGGUUAAUCAAGUCCACCUACACUUUGGACGACGCCAUCAUCACUCUGCUGAUGAGCAUCUAUCUCCUCGGAGCGUCGAUGCCGAGUCCAUGCUGGGUCAUGACGGGGACAACGUCACGGAUCGUGCAAGAUCUCGGCCUCCACAAGCGACCUUCUCCACAUCAGCUAUUCAACGUGGAAAUUGAGUCUCGAAAUCGACUCUUUUGGGGAGCUUACAUGGUCGAUCGAAUCGUCGCACUGACGUUCGGGAGACCCGUCUUGCUCUUGGACGAAGAUUGCGAUGUUGACCUCCCCGGCAAGGUGGACGAGAAGGGAACCACGUCUCCUCACUCCCUGCGUUUCUUCCGCACGAGUAUAUCUGUGGUAUCUCUUCUAGAUUCGAUCAUCCAGCUUGACGCCAUCCCCCGUAAUGAAGAGAAUGACGUCGAAACCAUGAUGAAGAUCGAUGCCCAACUGCUCGCUUGCUGGUACAGAUAUCCUCGCGAUUUGACCAAUGAUGACGCCGACGAAAGCAUCGAACCCUCUACUCUCAAGAUACUAUUCAUCACACAGCAAGCGCGUCUAGCUUUGUUCAGACACUUCACCAACAACGCACUCAACAAUUCUUUCCGGAAUGCCUGCCUGAAGAAAAGCGUCGAGACGUCCAGACUGACGGCUAAAAUCAUGCUCAGGAUCGCCAAGGGAGCCGACUGGGAGGACGGGAUUGCGCACCGCUGCAAUGACAUUGUGUAUAAUCACAUAUUUCGAGCCGCCAUUGUCCUCUUGCUCGAGCAUCGCCUCAAGGCGUCGUCUGGCAUGGGGAAAGUGCAUGGGCGCGGCGCUGCACAAAACAGAAACAUAAAUAUCCUUUGGCGGUCAUUACGGGCGGCUGCACAGACACACCUAUCCGCUUCCAAGUCACUGGAGCUGCUCCAAGUCUUUGCCAAUACCUUGAACUUUGACCUCAGCCUUACCGAGACCUCAGACGAGUACACCUCUGGGGACGGGACGACCGAUGUUCUUAUCCGACAAGAGCCAGACGUGGAGACUUACGAUUCACUUCCCGCACCGGCUUUGACGAUCGACGCCGCGGCGGCUUUGACGGCCGUUGAUGUGCUGUCUUCUCCAAGCCCGCAGAUCCAGCCGCAGCCAAAGCCGAGACCAGGUCUGGGAUCAAACUCUACGAACAAUUUGUUGUUGCCAACGGGUCUCCCAUUUCCCAAGAGAGACGGUGCAGGAGCUGCUGCAGCGACCACCGCGCGAGAUGAAGAAGAAGAUUGCAUCGGUACCGAAAAGCGGCCGUCACCAAGCCACUGUAGCGUUGGGUCCGAAGACAUGGACUGGGCAAUGUUCCACGAGCUUCUCGACCACGACAGCAUCUUUGAAAUGUACGCGGGGGGAGUCAACGGCAACGAUGACUUUCCGGUCGAAUUCUAA